Messenger RNA from Pocillopora verrucosa, 1528 nucleotides. The record is from RefSeq and is a predicted model, not a curated record. Lineage: Eukaryota; Metazoa; Cnidaria; Anthozoa; Scleractinia; Pocilloporidae.
AUGGAAUUAUUAUUGCAAAUGGGAUUUCAGUUGUUGUGGAUAUCAUUGUGUUUUCCAACACUCCUCAAAAUGAAAGGCAAAAGAAGAUAAGAGAGCUCCAUUGGUACCAUAUAGUCUUCAUUUGUAUUUAUGCAGUAGAAGCCUCGCUCAAACUCCUUGGUCUUGGUUUCAGGAAAUAUUUCCUGUCUGGCUGGAAUAUAUUCGACUUCUUUGUAACUGUGGCUGGUUUUAUUGGUGCAGUGUCAGCAUCCUUCAGUUUUAUCGUCUGUUUGAGACCCUUGAGACUUUUGCUACUUUUUAAAUUGAAAGAAAGAUACCGUGACUUGUUUGAGACAAUAGGUGUCUUAUUACCUCGAAUGGCCAGGGUUGCCGUCGUCAUUCUGUUGAUGUACUACUCGUUUGGAAUCAUUGGAAUAGAAUGCUUCUCUGGACUCGAACUAAAGGAUUGUUGUGUAAACACUUCGUGGGAAGGAGAAUACAAGGAGGGUGGCUAUUAUUAUUUAAACAACUUCAAUGAUUUGCUACAUUCAUACGUGACUUUGUUCGAGUUGACAGUGGUAAACAACUGGUUUAUAAUAAUGGAAGGGUUAGUUUACCUGACAUCAGACUGGGCCAGAGUAUUCUUUAUGUCAUUUUACAUUGUCACAAUGGUUGUUAUGACAAUAGUUGUGGCGUUUAUCCUAGAAGCCUUUCUCUUCCGGAUUGAAUACAGAAAAGAACAUCCUACCGACGAGAAAGAGGAUAUGAAAAUCAGGAUGGAAAUCAUUGUGACCUACGAAGAACUCCUGGCCUUGGGCGAAAGCUAUGUGGAAGAUCUACAGCCCGAUCAGCCCGUUCAUUACGUAGGAAAACGCCCCAAGACAAAAAUGGAUUUGAGCGUAAAAAUGUACGACGAUGAAGUCAAGGAAUGGAUAAAAAAGGAAAGGGCCCUCAACAUGGGAGAAACUUCAGUGCACGCUUAUAUAACAGAGGAUAAAAUGCCCAUGUCUUCUACCAACUCUCCUUCAUCACCAGUCUCCUCGAAUACGUCAUCCAAUGGUCUUGUGACUGAUGAGAUAACAAUGGGAGAAGUAAACACAGUGUUUGAUGAGGAAGAAGUAAAUUAUGACGCCACCUUUUGAAAAUGGGAGCGGGAAAAACUGUUAACCUUCAACAAGAGUUCAACAGAUUACUCUAUUAUGUACAUAUACUCAGUAAAAUAGGCCAUAACCAUACAAUAUACACUAAUCGAAAUGUCCUAAACUCGAACUCGAACUUUUUAAAAGCGAUUUGUCUAAAAAAGAUAUUGAUUCUAAACAUUUUUUAAAUUUUGCAAAAUAUAUUUUUUGAAUGUCCCUUUUCGGCUUCCGUGGUUUGAAAUAUUUUUUGAUGUUUUGAUGGUUGACCUCAGAAAUUCUCUACAGGCUCUAAAGAAUACCACAUCUGUUCAAGAGGCUCAAAAGCUAAUCUCAGAUAAUAAUCUACAAACAGUCUUAGGGCUUGCAGGUACCCAUCAGAUCUUAAGUAAACAGGAAGACAUUUAAAAUCA